CUUUGGUCUUGGCUGCAGAGACGAGAUGACAAAGGGGACGUCAUCGUUUGGAAAGCGUCGCAAUAAGACGCACACAUUGUGCCGCCGCUGUGGCUCUAAGGCCUACCACCUUCAGAAGUCCACUUGUGGAAAAUGUGGCUACCCUGCCAAGCACAAGAGAAAGUAUAACUGGAGUGCCAAGGCUAAAAGAAGAAAUACCACGGGUACUGGUAGAAUGAGGCACCUAAAAAUUGUAUACCGCAGAUUCAGGCAUGGAUUCCGUGAAGGAACAACUCCUAAACCCAAGAGGGCAGCUGUUGCAGCAUCCAGUUCAUCUUAAGGAUUUCACUGAUUAGUUGUGCAAUAAAUGUUCUGAUUUUAAAAAUAAAAAAAAAAA
Molecule: messenger RNA, 376 nt
Organism: Choloepus didactylus (southern two-toed sloth)
Lineage: Eukaryota; Metazoa; Chordata; Mammalia; Pilosa; Megalonychidae
Product: 60S ribosomal protein L37-like
Exons: 1
Coding region: 26-319 (97 amino acids)
Biological process (GO): translation
Cellular component (GO): ribosome; cytosolic large ribosomal subunit
Molecular function (GO): RNA binding; structural constituent of ribosome
Source: RefSeq, a predicted model, not a curated record